AUGGGCCACCGCGUGAUGCACAUCGUCACGAGCGGCUACGCUGCGUCCGUAGGUGAGACGGAGCAGACUCGCACGCUGGCAGCCAACACUGUCUUCGGAAUGAUGAGUGCCCUUGGGGUGGCGCCACGCCCCGCUAAGGUGAAGAAGGUGGUGGCAGUGAAGCAUUGCUACUGCCAGUUGCUACACCAAGCGGUGGUGGUUCGGGCUCUGGAGCUUUUCCCGGACCAGCGAAUGAAGGUGCUGACACUCUCCAAUGGUGGUCAGGAGACAGACACGGCGGAUCUGAUCGAGCGAAUUCAGAAUUCGCCCUUCUUCGCGAAUACAAACCCGGAGUUCGUCAUGGAGCUGGCGAACGCAGCCGUAGACAGGAUCUUCAUGCCUGGUGAUCUGGUGGUCAAUGAAGGCGAGGUCGGCAACUCCAUGUUUAUCUUGCUCAAUGGAUCCGCAGAUGUUUAUGUCAGCGACAAGAGCAAGGACAAACAGGAGAAGGGGCAAGUAGCCAAGAAACAUGACACUCAGAUCAAGCAGAUGAUCCGCGUUGGGCACUUGAACUCGGGGGCCAUCGCAGGCGAGCUGGCCAUGCUUGGAAUAUCGCAGACUCGUUCAGCAAGUAUUCAGGCCUCGACGCUCUGCGUGUUUUGGGAAGUGACCCAGGAGAGAGCCAUGAAUAUCCUCGACCGGUUUCCGGAAGAGCGCCAGCUGUUCAGCAACGUUAUCGUGCAAAACCUGGAUUUUACUGUGACGGGCCGGCUCAUGAAUCUCAACCUCUUCAAGGGUUUUGACCGCAAGUUCCGGAAUUUGCUGGCCCUCUACUGCGAGCGACAUGCUUUUUUCCCGGACCAUGCGGCCACGCGAGAGGGUGAGAAUGGGGACAAGUUGUGGAUCAUGAACUCUGGCCCAGCACAGCUGCAGAAACGAGGUUUCAAGGUCAAACUGUACACACCCGGCACCUACUUUGGCAGCGACAACAUGCUUGGGAUUUCUCGAGCCUAUAUCGGCAGCCUGGUGGCCAUGACCGUUUGCCACAUGCUCUCCCUCUCACGUGCCUCCUACCUCCAUGCCCUUGAGCAGUACCCUUCCAAGACCUUGCACCAACGCCUGGUGAAGGAGCAAAAGAAGCAAGCUGUGGAGCUCAAAGACAUGCUGGAAAGGGUGGCCAUCCGCAAAGGUGUGUGGCAGAGGUAUCAGGGCGAGCUUGCAGGAGGUGGCGUUUCCAACCUCAGCGACAACGAGCUGGUGCGGCGCCUUGUGAAGGCCUGGUACGAUCACGUGCGCAUCGUCAGGGACAAGCGAUUACAUGACACGAUGAAUCAUCAAGAGAUGUUGUCCAGAAUCGCAGGUUGGAAGCAGAAGCAAGAUGAUGCCAAGAAGCGCAUCGAGCACAAGACGAAGAUGAAGGCGCUCAUCAAGCGCAACUUGCUCGAGAGAGGGCCACUGCAGUAUCUUGAGGAGAUUUGCGGGGGUGCAUUCUGUCCUAGACUAGACGGUUGA
Symbiodinium sp. CCMP2456 is the source of this 1491-nucleotide messenger RNA. The record is from the annotation of a GenBank genome assembly. Lineage: Eukaryota; Dinophyceae; Suessiales; Symbiodiniaceae.